AUGAGCUGCCACACUUGUGGCGCACCUUUGACCUGUGCUCGUUUCAUCCUAUCCUCCAACGUGCACUCUCGCUACUCGACGACAUUCUGUUCUCCAACCUCACAUGCUGCCGUCGCCGUGGAGGACUACGCCUACCACUUUGGCUUUGGGUCUGCAGACAUGUUUCGCAACAGGCAGUCCCAAAAGCCCACCGAUGACCUAUACAAGAACUUCAAGGCCAACUUCUCAGCCUUAGGGCAGUCUGUGACCGGGACCAGUGCCUCGUCGCAAGCUGCACAUUCGCUCGCAGAUGCGCUGGAUGUACCGCUGAAUUCAAGGUCUCUCGAGGUCCAAAGCCACGACAUGAAGGAUGCGGACCCGAACGCUCGUGGUUCGCAUGAGGCAUGGAACUUUGGCGGUUCUGGCCUCACGCCAUCCAUGAUGGACCCAAAUAGCCACAGCUUCAACAUGUUCGCGAACCAAAUGCCUGGCUAUUACACGCCCACGCCGGGCGGCACGAACACGCUCUACCAUUCCCAGGCUGGUGACCUCCACACGCCCGGCUUCGUCAUGGGAGGCCUUGGCACUCCACUGUCCAUGCCAACUUCUGAAGGCGGCUUGCAUGCUGGUCACGCGCAUGCCUUCAAUGCCUUCCAUCCGGAUAUGCCUCAUCAGAUGCAGCAUCAGCAGUUCCAGAAUGUCGACCCGUUCCAUGUACAACAACAGCAUGCAUUUCCUCCGCAUCAUUUCACGCACCAUCCGUCUUUCGAGGGCCUGGAGGGACCGAUCGGGGAGUCUCCACUGGACGACCUGGGCAUGGACGCACCUCUUCAACCCAAACAUCAUUCGCCGGAGAUGCUUUUCCAGCCUCACAGCAUGCGAAAGGCGAUGCAACCGCCACCAUUACACCCGACCGGAGACAAAUUCCGUUUUCACGCGACACUCAACGCGCCAACUGCCAUGAUCAAGCAUAGCAACGAGAUUCCAGUCACCUACUUGAAUAAAGGUCAGGCGUAUACCCUCAAUGUAGUCGACACACGCAAUCAGACGCCUUCCAGCUCAGCUAGGUACCGAACCUUCGUCCGAGUCUCCUUCGAGGACGAGCAGCAACGCGCAAAGCCAGCAGCAUGUUGGCAACUCUGGAAAGAAGGCCGUGGCACCAAUGAAGCCCAUCAGCGAGGUGGCCGGCUUCAAGCUGUCGAGUACGUCGAAUCUGGUCAGCUUGGAAAUGCAGAAGAUCCCAGCAAGCCACGUGUGGAACUCGAGUCACAGUCUUUUGACGGCUUCUGCGUGACCUGGAGCCCACCAACUGGCGCGGCCGAAUGCCCGAUCUCUGUUCGCUUCAACUUCUUGUCCACAGACUUCAGCCACUCGAAGGGUGUGAAAGGCAUACCUGUCAGGCUCUGUGCCAAGACCGAGCUCCUGGAUGACGGAGUCCAAGACCUCUCUACCGCGCGCGGCUCCGAAGUCUGCUUUUGCAAGGUCAAGCUUUUCCGCGAUCACGGCGCAGAACGCAAAUUGUCCAACGACGUGGCCCAUGUGAAGAAGACAAUCGAGAAGCUCAACCAACAAAUCGCACAGAUCGAGUCGGGAAUGAGAGAUCUAGGCAAGAGAAAGCGCGGCUCAAUUGCCAAACCGAGCGCCGAAGACAGACCUGGCAAGGUCGCGAAGCAUCGGCGGACGUGGUCAAUGUCAUCCGUGACGUCGAAUAGCGCUCGGGGCAGUGCCGAGGAGGACCUGCACAUGAAGCUCAUGACGCUGCAAGACAUGUUCACUUCCACCCGACCUGCGAGCGUUCUCUAUCUCCGUGGCGAUGAUGUGGACGACCCAGAUCUCUACCCCGUCAAGAUCACUGGCGAACCAGCGUCCUUGGUCAAGAACGAUUCAACAGAGUCAUCAGCCUGGGAUCGCCAGAGUGGUCUCAGCGCACCGCUCUCCGCCAGUGCAUCGCCUAGUCUGAGUGUGCACUCGUUAUCUGGUAGUCGACGCGACUCAACCCUCCAACAACCCACCCCGUUUGGGGGGCCUUCCAGGGUCAACUCUAGUGAAUGGCGAGCGAAUACUCAAACUGCGGUGGAAGAUAUCAUACCCGCAAAACCCCAACAGCUUGACAGUCCUCCUGCCAAUCAACCAGUGAAGGUUCAGACACGAUCGCCAACAAGUGGAGCUAUGACUGGCUGGGUAGAAGCCCUUGGAGUCGAUCCAAUGUAUCAGCCGCCAGCCGAAAGAGUCAUCAAACCCGUUGCUUGCUUCUACGCGCAACUGCGGGUACCUGGCGCAUCACCCGGCGAUAACUUCCAUCGUGCCAUCUAUUUGACUCAGAGGACCCUUAAGGACUUCAACAACGCCAUGGCUACCAAAAGCAACAUUGAACCCACAAAGGUCUUGCGCACAGUGCGCAUCAGUCGGCAAGGGCUUCACAUUCUAUUUGAUGACGAGUGUGUGCGCGAGCUCGCCGAGGGCCAAGAUAUGACUGCAGAGUUUUCAGAGAUCCAUUCUGAUUCUCCAUCACGACUUCGGAGAGAGUGGGAUGCCGGACCCACGGACGUUCAAUGCGAUGGAGAUGUCUCCGCCGUCGCGACAGUCAGCAGCACCGGCUACGAGUUGCGACUGCUUUUCUAG
Recurvomyces mirabilis is the source of this 2601-nucleotide messenger RNA. RefSeq lists its product as uncharacterized. The coding region runs from base 1 to 2601 and encodes 866 amino acids. Gene Ontology annotation, biological process: regulation of transcription by RNA polymerase II. Lineage: Eukaryota; Fungi; Ascomycota; Dothideomycetes; Mycosphaerellales; Teratosphaeriaceae. Gene Ontology annotation, cellular component: nucleus. Gene Ontology annotation, molecular function: RNA polymerase II cis-regulatory region sequence-specific DNA binding; DNA-binding transcription activator activity, RNA polymerase II-specific. The record is from RefSeq and is a predicted model, not a curated record. The transcript has 4 exons.